Molecule: messenger RNA, 2083 nt
Organism: Eriocheir sinensis (Chinese mitten crab)
Lineage: Eukaryota; Metazoa; Arthropoda; Malacostraca; Decapoda; Varunidae
Gene: CARPA
Product: carbonic anhydrase-related protein 10-like
Exons: 7
Coding region: 83-892 (269 amino acids)
Molecular function (GO): zinc ion binding; carbonate dehydratase activity
Source: RefSeq, a predicted model, not a curated record
CCACGCGAGCUGGGACGAGUGGUGGACCUACGAUGGCAUAUCAGGGCCCGACUUCUGGGGGCUGAUCAACCCAAACUGGAACAUGUGUGAGCGCGGCCGCCGACAAUCACCCAUCAACAUCGAGCCCGACAAGCUAGUGUACGACCCGCACCUCAGACACGUUCACAUCGACAAGCACAGGGUGACGGGGACGCUCUUCAACACCGGCCAGAGCGUCAUUUUCAAAGUGGACAAGAGCACCAAGCACCACGUCAACAUCACAGGCGGACCGCUCGUCUACAAGUACCGCUUCGAGGAUCUCUACAUCCACUUCGGCGAGGCGAACCGACAGGGCUCCGAACACCAGAUAGGCGGCAACACUUUCCCGGCCGAGAUCCAGAUGUACGGGUUCAACGUGGACUUGUACCGGAACAUGAGCGAGGCAAGGCUCGGAUCCAACGGCAUCGUGGGACUCUCCAUCAUGAUCCAGGUGGGCGAGAACGGGAACGAUGAGAUACGCAUCCUCUCCUCUGGGUUCGGGAAGGUGACGUACAGGGGACAGAACUGGCCCAUCCGUCACCUGUCCCUGGCCGGCCUCCUGCCCAGCACACAUCACUACAUGACCUACGACGGCUCCACCACGCACCCCGGAUGUUGGGAGACCACCACCUGGCUCAUCAUGAACAAGCCCAUCUACAUCACUAAGCAGGAGCUGUACGCCCUCCGCCAGCUGAUGCAAGGCGACGAGCAGCUGCCCAAGGCCAAGAUGGCGAACAAUUUCCGUCCCGUGAAGGCCCUGCACCACCGCACCGUCAGGACCAACAUUGACUUCACCAACGCCCACCGCUCCAAGGCCUGCCCCACCAUGCACCGCGAGAUGUUCUACGCUGCUCGCCAGUGGCCCAAGCUAUAGCCAACUCUCUGGGUGUAGUCACCAGGAGCGUAAGGCAGGGGAGGCGCACCCCAUAUGGAGCCCCUCACCUUACCCACUCUAGCCCAGCCCAGCCCAGCCCAGUGGGGACAGAAACACGAAGAGAGCAACGCAACAGCCGCAGGAAGGACGGAGGUGGAAGGAUGUUCGGACAGAUGACGUUAAGUUUGAAUAUCGACGAUGAGCAGUCAAGACCGUCCCAAGACUCGACUCGUGCGAAGAGACGGUGUGUUUGUGUGUGUGUGUGUGUGUGUGUGUGUGUGUGUGUGUGUGUGUGUGUGUGUGAAGCCUCUGUGCAGUGAAGGGCGAGAAACAAGAGUCCUGGAAGUGAACAGCAAAACCAGUAUCAGGGAACUGAGAUGAAGGCGGCGAGGCACCAAGCGACUGAGGCCCAGUGAUGCUCUGAAUUGGAGAAGGUAAUCUAUAUAGUGCGGUAAAUAUGUUUCAGUAAUUGCAUGAAAAAAGUUUAAGUGGUAAGGUGCAUCAAGCAAUAUUCAAUGUCAUGAAUAAUAAUUGAAAAAAAAACAGGAAUAGCUACAAAAAAAAGGGGAAAAGCUUUGCUAUGUCUUUAUAAUGCUGGUUUUCAAAUGUGUGUUGCAGUAAGCUUUGUCAAAUAGCUGGCUUCAUAAAAGUAAAAAGCUUUGUACGUGAAGAGAUGACAGCAUUGUGUCCUCGAGGAGACGCGAGUGACUGCCGUUAUUGGAAAAGAAACCAAAACUAUAGGGAGGGUAGGUGGUGUUAGGUUCACGGAGCUGCCCUGUGUAUGCCAACUGACCUCUUGCAGACUCCUUAUGUUCUCAAGAAAAGCAAACAUGUACUCCCUUGAAAAAAAAUCACUAUCAUACUUUCCAGAAAACGGAAGAUGAAUCAGCAAGUAAAUGUGAACCAUCGUCCUGUACAUUCAUAGCUAGGUCGUAUUCAUUGCUGUUUGUAGACUUAAGUGGCAACGGUUAUGUAUCUGAAUCCCACGUCACUAAAUGCUGACACAGGACCUCGCCCUUUGCCGGAGAACCGCCGCCCGCCUUAGGGCAGAUGCAAGCCGGCUCCACACGCACCGACACCUGUCCUCCCUGGCCAGCUCACUCUCUACCAAGACAUCUCAAGACUGUCACGUCUCGAGUAACUAGUAACUGUAACCUGUGUUUGUUAUCAUUAAUAAAGUAUAUUCUUGUA